This is a messenger RNA of Neurospora tetrasperma FGSC 2508, 1546 nucleotides long. RefSeq lists its product as uncharacterized. The record is from RefSeq and is a predicted model, not a curated record. The coding region runs from base 232 to 1383 and encodes 383 amino acids. The transcript has 2 exons. Gene Ontology annotation, cellular component: plasma membrane. NCBI's taxonomy places the organism in Eukaryota, Fungi, Ascomycota, Sordariomycetes, Sordariales, Sordariaceae. Gene Ontology annotation, biological process: peptide modification; carbohydrate metabolic process.
CUCCCGUCCAUGGAUCGGAAUGCCUCCGUUUGCCACUGCCUUGGUUCCUGACUGAACAAGGCCAUCCAUUGAUCAAUUGUUCACGCAAAGCAUAAUUCCCUCGCUGUUAAUCCCCAGCAUCACCAUAGUACUCAUCCGGAUCAACACGUCCCUCUCCAUAUUCUAAUACCAUAAUUCUAUUCUCGUCCACUCCCGGCAACCGCUAUCCGUGCUCCGUCCCGUGUCCCCAAAAUGGCCGAGUCCCGCUACAUGACCCUCUCGGACCCCUCCUCCCUCCUCAAAAUAUCCAACGACACGUCGCAAUACCUCCAAUCCGCUCUCGAAGACAUUGUCGCCAGCUACCCCCCUCGCUCGCGCUACUCGCACGAGCACCUCCAAGGCUUAUGGAGCGGCCCGACGGGCAUUGCGCUGCUGAUGCUGCAGAUCUCCGCCCGGCAACCGAGCUUGCUGGUUAGCGGCCAGACUCCCUACCACUGGGCAAAGGCUUACAUCUCGGGUUCGCGCGGGCACAACCUCCGCCUAGGGUCGCGCGGGUGCGGUAUCCAUGAUGAGAAGCUUGCCUUCGAAGCUGUGCGUGCUUCCAUCUUCCGAGAGGAUCCUUCGCACGUCAGGACUUUUGUGUCGUGUGUGAGCCAAAUUCUGGAGGUGGAGGAGUACCCGGAUGAGAUCCUAUACGGCCGAGCAGGCACACUAUAUCUGCUGCGUCUGGUGCGACAUUGGGUUCCUGGCAGUAACAAGCUUGUUGACCCGGCUAUUGCAGAGAUCACAAAUACCAUACUCAACAGAGGGCCUAACUGGACGUGGCAUGAUAAGCGAUACCUCGGUGCUGUCCAUGGCGAUAUUGGUAUCCUUACUCAGGUCGUUCUGACGUCACCGGAGACUGUUCCCCAACUGGAAUCGGUUCUGGACAGGUUAUUAAGGUUGCAACAUCCUUCUGGUAACUGGCCUAGUUCAGAGCAGCAUGCACAUACCGGUAAGUGCUUGGUGCAAUUCUGCCAUGGCGCGCCGGGUUUCGUUGUGUCGCUGCUUUCGCUGCGCCAAUACUUCUCUGCGCUUCAAGAGAAGAUUGAUGCGGCUAUUCGAUUGGGUCGCCAGUGUAUAUGGGCGGAGGGCUUAUUGAAGAAGGAGCCAAGCUUAUGUCAUGGUAUCUUUGGGAAUGCCUUGGCACUACCAAAAGGUCCCCAACGCGAACAUUUCCUUGCCGUCGCCACACCCGAGAAUGUCGCCAACAUGAAAAAGGCCGAUCACACAGGCACCAUCUUCGAUCGAGCCGAUUACGGGCGAGCGUACUCUACCACAACGAGCUACACACCUAGCGCAGCAUGGGCAUGGCUGGUGUGCGACGAUGAGCAUCCCAAGAUGCUAGGAUACAAUGAAAUCUAGAUGUUGACCUCCUCAAAUGACUACCAAAUCGCACUCCGCAGGAGUGGGGAGAGAUGCAGGAAAUUCGGACAAGGAUCACGAUACGUAACGACGAAACGAAGAUCAGCUUUUAUGAAAGAACUUGGGAUUAGAUUACUACAAUUGACGAAGAAUUACUCUUUUC